Styela clava is the source of this 489-nucleotide messenger RNA. RefSeq lists its product as uncharacterized. The record is from RefSeq and is a predicted model, not a curated record. NCBI's taxonomy places the organism in Eukaryota, Metazoa, Chordata, Ascidiacea, Stolidobranchia, Styelidae.
GAAUUCGAUAGACGAUUAUUUCACCAAUUGGUAGUUUAAGUCGCUUGAAGAUAAGAAACUGCAAAAACGAUGAACAAAGCUCUCGCCCUUCUUCUCCUGGUUGGGGUUGCAAUGAUUCUGGAGUCUGAAGCUCUAAGAAUUAUCAAGCCCCAUCCUCCUAUACUGAGGCGCAGAUUUUUCCGUCGCCGCAUCAUUGUUCCUUGGAGACGCCGAAUUUUCAGGAGAAGGUUUUUCAGAAGGAGGAUUUUCAGAGGACGAGUUUACGACGAACGCCCUAUCGAUGACGAGGAAGGCGACCAAUUCGAAGACACAAAUAACUUCGAAGAUAUCAUGGACAAUCCCGAAGUGUUUAAUCACGACAUUGAUGAACAAGAUGUUGCUGAUCUUUUCCAGUAAAAGCGUCAAGGCCAAAGUACAACGAAGAUAACAUUUCAUAAAAAUUUGAUUAUAUUGAAAUGGGCAUUAAAUAAAAUUGAUCAUAUACGCAUA